This is a messenger RNA of Prorocentrum cordatum, 812 nucleotides long. NCBI's taxonomy places the organism in Eukaryota, Dinophyceae, Prorocentrales, Prorocentraceae. The record is from the annotation of a GenBank genome assembly.
AGCGAUCGAGGCUCAGGCAAGGCUUCCACGUGUUCUCAGGAGCCUCCGCCUCAUAUCUCCAGGCAAAUGUUCGCAAUGAAGAUUGCCACCGGCCUGUUUCUUCUCGUGGCGUCCGCGGAGACCUCCAGGAUUCUCCGCUCCGGGGAACCGAAAGGUGCAGGCAUUCCUGAACCCACGAAAGAGCUGGCGUGUGGCGAGUGCAGCAAGUACGCCGAGUACCUCGACACGAAGGACCCCUGCGUGUGCCAUGCCACUGACGUCAUGAGGACCUUCGCCAACGACGCCACGAAGGAGCUCACCACGGCCAAGGGCUACGGCUUCGAGACAGUCAACACCGGCAAGCAGCAGCUGGCGUUUGGCUGGAUGUGGCAUUGCAGGCCGGUCACUGGCACUGAUGGCGUCUGGCAGAUGUGCUGAGGGGCUGGGAUCUUCCUGCUUGUCUCGGUGCUGCUUCUCUUCCUGCUGCUAUUCCUCUUCCUGAAAUAUGACCUCACUUGCUCCCCUUCUCUGCACCACACCGUCUCCAUCCUUCCGUCUUUCUUUGCGGUAGCUAGGGGGCGCGUGCGUCGUCAACGAGCUGGUGCAGCGUGCCUCAAAAAUGUCAUGGGCUUGCUGCGGUACAUUUACCAGAUCGCGGCAUAAUCAAGACGGUUCAAGUUGUUGAGUUGGGAUUGUGCUGUGGAUGACUGAAUGAAGUGGCGGGAGGCUUCUCACGUGAAAGUCUUGGCCAAAGCGUUGACGUUUCUCACGUAUCCCCACCAGCGCAUCCAGAAGCAAUCGCCAGGCGAGUUGCCCUGAUCAGUGAGGUGGAG